AUGUAUGAGGUUGAGAUAAAGGUGAGGGGAGGAGGGUCCUUUGAGGUUUUCCUCUGCAACACCACAAAGCGGUUCAAAGAGCUGACCGUGGAGGAUCUGUGGGACAAGGUUCAGCAGGAAAAAGAGCGCUACAACUCAGAAAACUACCGGCUGUUAUUUGAGGGCUCCAUUUUGGAUGAAGACGACUCUCUGUAUGAGACUGGGAUCAGGAACGGCUCCGUGAUUAUUUUGGAGUCGGUGAGACGUGAACCCAUUCGCUUUCAGUGCUCGAGCGGACGCAGAAACAGCAUGGACCGACUGGCAGACUUUGAUGUCUGUGUUUUGCAAUGA
Molecule: messenger RNA, 330 nt
Organism: Knipowitschia caucasica
Lineage: Eukaryota; Metazoa; Chordata; Actinopteri; Gobiiformes; Gobiidae
Source: the annotation of a GenBank genome assembly